AUGUACAGGUCCAAAACGGGUGCUGCCAACCGGGGCAGCAUCCUCAGCACUCUCAAAGCGACUGAGAUGCUUGAUACAAAAGCUAGUCUUCCUGCGGAGAUCCUGGUGGCUAUUCUCGACUACCUCCCUGUCGCCGAUCAAAUGCGCUUUGCCCGAGUAUCACACCGCAUGCGAGAUAUGGUAUACGACGACACACGAUGGGUUUCUAGAUUAAAGAGCAUGGACUGUUGGGAUGAAGUCGAGGCCCGACGUCGAUUCGAAGAGGCGGUGCGACGGAGACGAGAAUCUGCCAACAUUGCGGCUAAGCAGGCAAAGGGAAUCGCAGUUCCUGCGCAACCCACUGGAACAACACUAUUUGAUGCGUCGUUAGAAGAGGCCAAGAAUCGUGCCGUGGCUGAUAUUCGUGAUGGGUUCGAGACAAUGGCGGUGGGGGCUUCAUCCGACCCCACUGAAGACCCAGCGGCAUAUUUGGAUGUCUUCAAGCAAGUGCGAAGUAUUCGAGGCGGCGCAAGGCAUGAGUAUGGCAAGAUUUAUGGUGCAUUGGCACCUUUUUACUUUGACCUUGCGCGGGCCAAGUCUCAUGCCGACCCUAUCAUCUUCCAGGCCUUUCGCGACCCAGAGAAACAAGCGCAAAUGCUUGCCAAUCUCAAGAGGUUUUCUCAUAGCGAUUGGUCUCCUGGAUGCCAUGAGCGAGAGGAGAAACUUUCAAACAUGAUGGGUAUCUUCGAAAGUGCGGUUCUUCGAGAGUUCGAGCAAGGUUACGAAUUCUGGGACGUGGAUGGUCGAAUGCGUCGCUAUGCACAUGUCCUGCAUACUCUUGACGGCGCAACAGGGGGUGUAGAUCUCUUUAUCCAUAAGCAUCCCAUUUUCAACGAUAACGAAGUAUUGGUGGUCAACUCUAUGGACUGUCUUAAUCAGGCAACGGAAGAGGAAAGCAUCGUACUCGAACCCUCACGGCUGUUCUUUGAGAUGAUACUUGCCAAGGUCAACGAGCAGGCUUCAGUCAUGGAACGCAUCUUUCCCGAACCUGCAAACGUUUUUUGGAGCUUUGUAGAAAAGGUGAGGGAGGAUAUUAUUAUGGAAUACGCGACACCGUUAUUCGAUGAAGCCCAUGAGCGGAGCAUGGCAGCCUAUCUCAAGGCUAUGUCUGGCGUCUUCGAGCAGACAUUGCUCUUCUUCCAAUCCCUCACACCUCCUGAGGGAUCAAAACGAGACGUCAAGGAGAUGGCCAAGGAGUUCUCAUUGCGCGUCUUCGAACCUCACCUCGACCUAUAUCUUCAAGCUGAGUUGGACUUUUUCACAAACCAUGCUGAGACGGAAGUCGCAAGUUGGGAGAAGAAACUCUCUGAACAGGAUUCGACUAUUGAGUCCUUUUACAUGUCAAACAUCAACCGCUCGGCUGAUAAGAAGGACUUUUUAAGUUCUUUCAAGAAAGUUGUCAUGAUGCCCGUUACUGUCCUCCCCAGCUUCCCUAAGGGUUCCCCUUUCGCAACAAACAAACCUUCCACAGCAAAACCAGUACUGUCGGCUUCUAAAGAGUUAAAUGGUGCUGGGGCGCUAAGCCCUCAACCCUCACGCCCCGAGACCCCUAGCUUAGGACUCGAAGGUCGAGGAAGCCCCUUGCCUGCUCAGGCGCCUACAGAUGAGCUCGCAGCCAAGGCAGCCAUCAUGGCGUCGAAGCUUGAGGGCAUCAAGUCACUGUUCAGCAUCGAAGUGGCACUCAAUCUGGUGCACGCUGCCAAAACCAGUCUUGGGCGUGCUUCAGUGUUUAUUAGUCUUGGUGGACAAGCUGGAGGAGAAGCUCGAGAGCAAUGCGCAACCAUUUUCGUAGUGUUGCUCCGUAUUCUAGGACAGAAACACGUCAAGACAGGCUUCGACAUGGCUGUUGACCACCUAUCGCAUUAUAAUCCAAGAGAGGUUAGCGACCAUAACAAGGCGGGUGUGGCACCUCUCGUUACUUUUAUCGAACUCGUCAAUGUAGGAGACCUGAUCUCACAGAUGAUUGACGUUUUCUACGAGCAGCAGCUCGCAACCCCCAAGAUUGCUGACCGCAACGACUUCUUGGAUCCAGCAGGCCUGGCCAAGAAGAAGUUCGAGCAAAUGCUCGACGAGAGUGUCGCUGCUGGCUUGAAUAAGGGCAUUGAUGUCCUGAUGGACGAGGUUGAAUACCUCCAGGGCACAACUCAGCCGCCCACAGACUAUAACCCAAUUGACCCCUCCGCCCCAUCAUCGUCCUCUGCAUUUGGAUCUGGCUUUGGCGUUGGUUCUAGCACUGUCGAGAAACCAGCUGCGCCUGCUGCAGAGCCUGAUAUCGGUCCUACAGCCACAGCCAAACGUAUCGUUGAGCUUGUAUCAUCUCACACGAAAAUGCUGGUCGGUACGACGGAUAAGUCCAUGCUUGAUGUGUUUAACGGCGAGGUCGGCUUGCGCCUAUUUACAGCCAUCUGCAAACAUCUGAAGCGUCAACGUAUCAGUACCGAGGGCGCAAUUACCCUCAUUGCCGAUAUGAAUGUCUAUUAUGAGUACAUCAGAACUCUGCGCAACGCCGAUCUGCUCGCCUACUUUGCCGCCUUGCGCGAGUUGAGCCAAAUUUUCCUCAUCGAUCCUCGGCACGCACGCGAGAUGGCCACUGUCAUUGCGGAUGGUGACCGUUUCGGCGGAGUGUUUCGUGCCGAGGAGGUCUACGAGUAUGCGCAGAGAAGAGCGGAUUGGUACCAGGUUAGAAAGAGCGUUGAGAGAGCCAUGUAUGGGCUUGAGUGUGUACUCAUGUAA
Fusarium venenatum is the source of this 2772-nucleotide messenger RNA. Its product is annotated as exocyst complex component Sec10-like protein. Gene Ontology annotation, cellular component: exocyst; cytoplasm. Gene Ontology annotation, molecular function: protein binding. The record is from RefSeq and is a predicted model, not a curated record. Gene Ontology annotation, biological process: exocytosis; Golgi to plasma membrane transport. Lineage: Eukaryota; Fungi; Ascomycota; Sordariomycetes; Hypocreales; Nectriaceae.